GGUCUCUAAUGGUGUGUUGAGCAUGAUGCGUAUGUGGAGUGCCCAGAGUUGCCACGGGUGGGGGCUCAUUCACCAAUACCCUCCCCUUCCGGGUGUUGGCGGGGAAAUGUGUCCGUGAGCGCUUCCGUGGGUGCGGUCCUUUCUACGUGUCCCUUAGCUGCUCACGAGGCAGCGCCGUGGCUGUGGCCCGUUGUAGCGUCCACGCUGCGAAUCGGAUUCGUGUGCGCAUAUGUGGCGCUGCCUAUUGUCUCUUGUCUGUAUUUGGUGUGUGUGUGUGAGGGUGCCGGGUAUGUUUAUUUUGCAGGAAAUAUGUAUUUGUUGUGAGUCGUAACUUUAGUGUCGUCCACGUGUUGCUUCCGUGUGGCCGAAGUUCACCACAGGCGUGUUGGGAUACGGGCAAUAUUCUGUCAAACAGUAAGGUAUUCUGCUUUUUCAAAAUCGUUUUAUUUAAAAAACUAUUAUUUCUUUAAUGCAUUUCUUCUGCUUGAAUGCACUGGAAGGCUCCUUAGAGUUGAUUUGCACUGGUAAACCGAUUCUAAAUGUAUGCAAAAAUUAUACGCAUCCUUAUAUUUGACCUGACUCCUAGAUGUUAUUUUCGAAACUGAAAUGUUUUGACUCUAUGUUGUGUUUCUUCAAUAUGACACAUUCGUUUUUUUAUUGAUCCCUGUUUCGUUUUUUUUUGUUUGUACCGCUCUGGUAUCUUUUCGACGCUGCGCUAACACGUUGUUACCUGUGCGGAAAUCGACAGAGGCAAACAAGGAGGCAUGUCACGUGGGCAGGCCUUCGCCGUGAUUGAGGCCCGUCAGCGGCGCGAGGCAUUUAUGCGGGAAUUUGAGGCUUCACAGGCAUCAGAGCUUCGUCAGAAGCUGAAUGUAGAGUGGGAGUUAAAGGGGAAUGCAAAAAUAUACCAGAAGGAGUUGUUCCGUGUAUUAGAUAAGGUGGAGGCACGACAUAACGACACCUUGGUCGAGCGUCGCAAACGUCUUGCCGAUCUUCUCUGCCGUGAGCAAGCGCAGUAUGAUCACAUGUUGGCGAACCUGACUGAGACGGACGGCCAGCGUCGGGAGCGUCUGAUCCGCAAGGCCAAGGAGCUGCGCGCUCGACGAGAGGAAGAGAGACGUGCUGAUAUCGCGCAACGGACCGAUCGUCUCUUCCGGGAAAAGAUCGACCAACUCCGCGAGGCGGAGAGUCGCCUGAAGGUGAUGCAGGUCUCGGAUGCGCGUUUUAGCCAACUGGAGGAGGCGAAGCGCAGACGAGAAAACGAGGCGGAGGAAGAUGCAUUCUUUGCUCAGCAGGCAAUGGAGGCCCAGCGGCUAGCUAUCGAGCGGACGCAACGCGAUCUAGAGGUUGCGUACGUAAGCGGUGAGAAGUUGAAGCGAGAUCUUGCGGCACAGGUGGAGGGUAAUGCGAUGCGGAAGAGUCAAGCGGCCGAGGAGCAGCAACGCGAGAAUGAAGAGUUCAAGCGUCUUGUCCACGAGGAGCACGUACAGGAAAUGCAGAAGCGCGCUGCUCGCCGGCAGGCUCAGUGCAAAUUAGCCCAGGAAAUGAAGGAGCUCAAUGAGACGCUGCAGCGUGCCCGUAAGGAGGAGUACGAUCGGCUGCAGCAGGAGGAUAAAGAGCUCCUCGACUCCAUCCUCGCCGAGCUCGCCGAGGAGAAGCUUCAGCAGCAGGAGGCGAAGCGGGAGGCGAUCCGUGAGCGGCAGGCGGAGUGGGAUGACCUUCAGCGCCAACUCGCGCAGGUGAAGCAUGACGAGCAUGCGAACGAUCAGCUCUGGGUGGAGGCGAAUAACCGCGAGUGGGAGAAGCGCGAGGCGCGCUGGCGGGCCGAUCAGGCGAAGCGGGAUGAGCUCCUCCGCCACAUCCUCGAGGUCCGCCGUCAGCAGGUGCGUGAGGUCCAGCAGAGGCGGCGCGACGACGCGGCCGCUCGCAAACGCGACUAUGAGGAGGUCGUGCUUGCGUCGACGAAGGACGACGGGGCCGGGGAGGCGGCACGGCAGCGACGCGCGCGCGCGCACGAAAACCAGGACUUUCUGCGCGAGCAGAUUAACCAGCGCGCGGCGAGGGAGCAGGCCGAGAGAAUGGAAAAGCAGCGCUGCCUGACCGAUCAGCAGUCCCUCGUGGCGCUUUACAAGGACAGUGUUGAGAAGGAGAUUCAGAACCUCGAGACGGCGAAACCGGCGCGAUACAAGGACGUCCCGCUUCUACCACCGCAUCAGCGAAACCGACCUUUUUAG
This is a messenger RNA of Phytomonas sp. EM1, 2234 nucleotides long. The record is from the annotation of a GenBank genome assembly. Lineage: Eukaryota; Euglenozoa; Kinetoplastea; Trypanosomatida; Trypanosomatidae.